GGAAGCGGAAGUAUUGCACUUUAUUAAGUUUUGGAAUAGUUUGGCAGAUGCUUAAGUGCACGAGAUACUUCGUAAUUGUCCGCGCGCUUUCAACAACACGUCCUAUUGAGAGAUGGUGACCCGCCCCCCGCUGUAGUAUCCCAUCCAAGCCAAGGACAUGGAGGAGUGCCAAUCCCCCCCGGUCAUAUUUAAAAGGAGGGCCUGGGCUCAGAGCCGAGACUCCUGGCAGGCUUCUGAGUCGCAGGACCAGGGCACAGAAGAGCCGCUCUCUGCCGAGCCUAUGGAGGAUAAGCCUUCGGCAGCCGCUGAGCCAGGUCCUAUUCCAAACAAAAUAGCGAGCUGGCUUAGAGACUGCAGGACUCCUCUUGGGGCCUCAUUGGAUGAACAGAGCAGCAGUCCAUCCAAAGGGCCAUUAAAGAAUGGCUGUAGCUUUGAAGAUGACCUGUCCUUGGGAGCCGAGGCCAAUCACCUCCAGAACAGCAGCAAAAAACCAGAGGCUAAUGGCUGUGAAAUGCCAGCCAAGGUCAAGAGGAGCCAGUUCAAGCAGAAGGGUAGAAGCAUGAACUCCACAGGUUCUGGCAAGAGUAGUGGCACAGUGUCCAGUGUUUCAGAAUUGCUGGACCUCUACGAGGAGGAUCCAGAGGAGAUCCUGUACAACCUUGGUUUUGGGCGAGAGGAGCCUGACAUUGCUUCCAAAAUCCCUUCACGAUUCUUCAACACCUCAUCAGGUGCCAAUGGCAUUGACAUCAAAGUUUACCUGGGAGCCCAGAUUCAACGCAUGGAGCUGGAGAACCCGAACUACGCCCUGACAAGUCGUUUCCGACAGACAGAAGUGCUGGCUACAGUAGCAAAUGUCUUCUCAGAGAUCUACUCCCAGGUGUCUGGAAGACCAAUGGAACGAAUCGGCAACAGCGAAAUAGAGACGAUAAAACCCUCUCCACUAAAAAGGAACAAUUCCGCUUUGAAUGCGGCUAAGAUCCUGAAGCGUAACAUUACAAAACAGAACCUAUUGGCCUCUACCACGGAGGAAACAGCCAAUCAGCCUAGACCGUUGCAACUGGACAGUGAAGAAGGUGUGAACCCCAUACGAGAUGGACUGACAGAUUUCGAGCAGAAGCCGCAGCAGAAGAUCUUUAGGAAAAUGGAUUCUUCUCUAGCCACCGUGACCGAGGAGGCCCAGCAAGGUAUCUUAGAGGCUUCCCUCAAUGGAGAUUUCCAAGGACCUUUAGCUAAGGACUCCACGUUAAUGAACGGUCAUCACUCCCUUUUACACGACUCUGAGAUACCAGCUCUGGGAAAAGAUAUGCCAGAUUCCCCAGUCCUGGUGAGCAUCAGUCGAGAAUCUGAUGAAAGCGAUUGUGGCCUCUCGAGACAAUCAGAUCUUGAUAUUGAGCACCAGGAAGCCAUCACUUCCACCCCAGACAAAGAGCCAUCCAACCUGCUGCCCAACCCACACAUAGCCCACCUUCUCAGCCAACACAGAGACUCAUUUGAGAUGGAGGAGUUGCAGAGUAAUGAGGAUGAGGCACUGCCUGUGCCUUGUGGCAUGUCCAGAACUGGCAGUGAGCAGUUAUUGAGGACUGCCAGCCAGCAGUCUGAUAGCAGUGGGUUUGCUGAGGACCCAUCCACAGACGGUUCGGGUAAUCACCUAAAGGUACAGGAAAGCUCAGACAGCUGUGACAGUGAAACAACAGUAACAUCACAUGCAGGCGAUGUCAGCACUCCCAUAGCAUUGGAAUACCCUAACUUUGAAAGAUUGCAGGGUGAGGAUGCCCAUCCUCAGCCCAGCAGAGGCACCUCAAGCCAGAGUGAAGCCAAUCGAGAAGUACCCGAGUUCACCAGCCUCCAGAUUCCCAAUCCAGACUCUGACAAUAUAAGUAUUCUUGCUAACAGUUGCACCAAUGGCCUUCUCCUUUCUCCUGAAAAACACUUUGAUAGGGAACCCACAGUGGAGUCUAGUUACACCACAAACUCUUCAGAAGUGGGUUCUUCCAUGAUUGUAGAGCCUACAAAAGAUUCCAUCUCAAAUAUAGACUCUACCCCCAUCCCCAUAGCUGAUGGGUGCAACAUUUCCCAGUCUGGGGAUCCACCAGAUCAACCAGACUCCAAGGACCUACAUCUAUCUGGGCCAGAUCUUUCUUCUGGUCCCGAGUUUUCUGCUGAGCCUGGCACUGCUCUUGAUCUUGAUACCUCAUCUCAUCAAGAACAAUGCCACAUUACAACUCAAAGGAAGCAAAUGGCCCUCCACACCACCCAGCAGAGGUCAUUUUCUGUAGGCGAAGAGCAUCCUGGCCGAGUCUGGGUGAGGGACAGGGACUUGCUCACAGAAAGAGAAAACUUGGAGAGAAAUCCUCUAAGGAGAUCAAGCUCUCUCCCAACCUCUCCGGUCAGCCCAGCUCGUGUAGUCACCUCCUUGCGCAUCCAGCUCGGAAGGGGGUCAGUCAAGCACUGUACUCCACCCUCGUACAUGUACCGCUAUGAUGAGGAGAUCUGUGCCGACCAGGAAGAGGUGGAUUCCAUUAGAGAAGACGAAGAUGUCGAUUGUGUCGGAUGCCAGUCUACACUCUGUAAUUCUGCUCCAGUUGGACAUGGGACAAAUGUGGACAGGGGACAUCCUCUAAACCUACCCCAGCAUAUGACUCGCUCGUCAAGUUCCCUUUAUAGCGUCCCUGCUGACUGGCCUCAGAGGCCCCUUGGGGAGGGCAGAUCUUGGAGCACAUGUAGCGUACCGAACAUUCCUCAUUUUACAAGCCCUGCCCACCAUCGUCCUCAUGGCCCCUUCCUGUCUCCACACCACAGAGUUGCCUACAGCUCGUCUAACCCCACCAGUAUUGCAACUAAUCCCCAACAAAGUCCCUUCCCUCAAACACAGAGCUACUCUCCGCAACAAAAUUCACCCUAUCCUCAACCACUACAGAACAAUACCUUUAUGCCAUCACAGGGGGCAACCUUUACACCUCUACAGAGCAAUACCUUUACAAUGCCACAGGUGGCGCCCUUUACACCACCACAGAACAUGCAUUUUGCUCACCCGAACAGUGCACCCUACAACCCUUUGGGCCCCUUCCAUUCACCUUAUAACCAUUCUCAGGGCAAUCCCUAUGGCCCUUCGUUCAACAUGCACGUCAGUCCUUACCAACCUCACAUCCCUCUCGGACAAUCCCACAGCUCCCCCUACAGUCUUUCCUACAACAACUCUCCUCAUCACCCCGGCACCUCCUACAGUCAUCCGUUUUACUCUUCUCCCUCCUACCCUUUAUCUUUUGGGAUGCCCCGUGCAUUGGCCCCUGUGGUGGGCAGCACAGAGAUGCAGCUCAGGCGAGUCCUGCAUGAUAUUCGUGGAACAGUGCAGAACCUCAGCGAGAGCUCAUCCAUGCGAGGAGACGACACACCCAUAGACAGCAUCGGUACACCGCGCACCAUCCAACCAUUAUAUGAGGAGCUGCAGAUGCGGCGCAGGAGUCUGAACGUGUUCCGGACUCAGAUGAUGGAUCUGGAGCUCGCUCUCAUGAGACAGCAGUCUAUGGUCUACCAGCAUCUUAGUCCAGAUGAGAGACAGGAGGCAAAUCAGCUUCAAACGCUGCGCACUGCAGUCAGACAGGAGCUGCAAGAACUCGAACUGCAGCUGGAGGAUCGGCUGCUCUCUCUCAAUGAACAGAUGCGCAGCAGCUCCCACCACAGUGGCCUCUACCGCUACCACAUGGGCAUGCACAGAGGUCACAGCAUGGACAGUCUGUUUAAUUCUUCAGCCCUGCGGGCCAUGGAGCCGGUAACCGACCUCCUAAGGGAGCAGCUGUAUCUUCAGUCUGAGCUGGGAUAUGAAGCUGUCACACCCAGCUCAGGGUGCUCAUCGCGGGCGUCCAGUCCAGAAAGAUUGAACCGAACACUGGAGUCCUUCUCUCCUGCCCCACAGAGAGGUGGUAUGUACCGGGCCACCCUCAAUCUCACGCCCACUGUCCCUCCACGGCCUGGAGUUGAGGUUCCUCAGUCUGUAUCACCAGAAAUGACACCACACACCUCCUUCGAUUUGAGUAGAGAUGAGGAUGAGUCACUAGAUGGUCGGAGAAGCAGAACGCUGGAAGACUGCAGUGCCACAGAGUGGAGGAGUAGAAAUGGAGGCAAUGAUGACCUGAAACGUCUUAUUCAGGAGAUUAAAGAAAGCAUCACGCAUGAAAUCAGACAAGAGAUUUUGAAUGAGCUCUUGGCUGCAGUGUCGCCUCCGAGAUCUCCUCUGCCAGCAAGAAAGCCCCCUGUGUGAGCAGCAUGACAGAUGCUUGAGCAGGUGAAGAAGUGAAUCCUGUGAAACAGUCACACUAAACACUGGUUAAAGCCUUGCACUGAGAAUGGCCCAGCACCUCUUUCUGGCUUUGUCUGUGAAGCCCUUCUGGAUUCUACUGUCUGCUUCUGCAUUACGGUCCAGUUUCUACAUUCUCAGUGGUUGAAAUAUUCGACUGUCCGAACACGUAGCUUAUUGUGGUAUCCGUCUGGUAUAUAUUACAGAAAUGUAAUGAAUCUUUUCGGUUGUAUUUGAGUAUGUGAUGCAGGUCAUGUCGAAGUGUUGAUUGCAGUCUUUAAAAUACUUGUGGGUGUGUAACGGUUUCUAUGUAUGUGAGUGUGUGUUUAAGUGUUUGUUUGUCUGUCUUGGACAAAAUGUCUACUGUAAUCAGUUUUCUAAUGCAACCUCUGUGAGGAACUAACUGUGCAAUACAUUUAACUUUUUUUCCAAACUUGAACUGACCAAUCACAACUACUGUUCUACUUUCAUAAUGCACACAGCUGUCUUCAUUUUCUAGUUUAUGUUGAUAGUUUGUCACAUACUGUAUGAAUAGAUAAGACACUUAAAAGGAUAGUUCAUAACUCUGACUUUUUUUGUGUGGAACACAAAAGGAGAUUUUGAGCAGAAUGUUACCCUCAGUCACUAUUCACUUUCACUGCUGCAUCUUUCCAUUCAAUGAAAGUGAACGUUGACUGAGACUAAAAUUCUACCUAACAUCUCCUUUGUGUUCCACAGAAAAAAAGAAAGUCAUAUAGGUUUGGAACAACAUGAGGGAGAGUAAAUUAUGACAGAAUUUUCAUUUUUGGCUGAACUAUCUCUUUAAGGAUUUAUCUGUGAGAAGAUGAGCACUAAAUUCUCUAUAUACACUAGCAUAUUCUUAAAGAGGAAGUUCAUCCAAAAUUAAAAAUUCUCUGAUCUUUGACUCACCCUCAUGCCAUCCCAGAUUUGAAUGAUUUUUCUUCUGCAGAACACAAAUGAAGAUUUUUAGAAGACUAUCUCAGUUGGUCCAUACAAUGCAAGUAAAUGGUGACCAAAAUUUUAAAGCUCCAAAAAACACAAAGGCAGCAUAAAAGUAAUCAAUAAAACUCCACGGGUUUAAUCCAUGUCUUCUGAAGUGAUCCAGUUAGUUUUGGUCUCCUUGGUGAUCAUGAUUUCAAGCUUGAUUACAGUUUCUAGUGCUCUGGGCAUGCGUCAAGCACUGGGAAAUGUAAUCGAGCUUAAAAUUAUGAUCGUGCCUGGAGACUGCAAUGGCAAAAUGUAAAGUGAAAAAGGAUGAAUAUUUUGGUCAAAACCGAUUGGAUCGCUUCAGAAGACAUGGAUUAAACCACUGGAGUCUUAUUUAGUUACUUUUAUGCUGCCUUUUAUGUGUUUUUUGGAGCUUCAAAGUUUUGGUCACCAUUCAGCAUUGUAUGGACCUACAGAGCUAAAAUAUUCUUCUAACAAUCUUCUAAAAAAAAAAAUUGUGUUCUGCAGAAGAAAUAAAGUCAUACAUAUCUGGGAUGGCAUGAGGGUCAGUAAAUGACCAGAUAAUUGUCAUUUUGGUGUGAACUGUUUCUUACAUUCUUACAGACAGCAGCUGUCAAAUCUGAUGUUUUGAGAUGAGGAUUUAAAGAGCAAAGAAUUUAAAGUUUUUUACUUUUCCUCCAUGUGAAUGAAAGAACAUAGGAAAUGUUUUACUGGUGUACUUUUGUUUUAAUCUAAACUGUAAUAAAUUGUCAUACUAAUUGAUUUAUGUGACUAAGGGGAUAUGUUCCCUUUUCACCUGGGAUGCAUGAGGGAUCAUCUUUAAUGCAAAUCAUUAAUAAAAUUUAUUUAUUUUAUA
Myxocyprinus asiaticus (Chinese sucker) is the source of this 6098-nucleotide messenger RNA. Its product is annotated as protein ITPRID2-like. Bases 158 to 4258 code for a protein of 1366 amino acids. The transcript is spliced from 19 exons. Lineage: Eukaryota; Metazoa; Chordata; Actinopteri; Cypriniformes; Catostomidae. Gene Ontology annotation, molecular function: signaling receptor binding. The record is from RefSeq and is a predicted model, not a curated record.